Messenger RNA from Ectocarpus sp. CCAP 1310/34, 1120 nucleotides. NCBI's taxonomy places the organism in Eukaryota, Phaeophyceae, Ectocarpales, Ectocarpaceae. The record is from the annotation of a GenBank genome assembly.
CCGGGCUGUCGUUCGACAAGAUGUGGGUACUGGCCCUCAAGAGCGUGCGGACUGAGGGUUUGUUUGACAAGUCGCUGUUCUUCGAGGAUCAGGAUGGCACGUGGGCCGUGCAUGUCGACGAAUGCGCGAAGCUUUUGGCGACCAUGUUCUUCUACAAGGAUGAAGCGGUAUUUGGUACUGCUCAUUUGACUCCAGCCCAGCUGGUCGAAAGCGUUGACGGCGACGUCGAGGGCUACGUGGACGUGAUCCGCUACGCCAUCCUCCAACUCCCCAAGAAGAAGACGACAGCCACCUGUCCAUCUUUAUUUUCCUUGCGCAAGCAGGCAGAACGAAGUAACGCCAUCUUCCGGUACUGGCAGAAUGACCUGAGGUAGACCAUGCCGGCGACAGAGUUUGCCGGCAAAGGAUGGAGCGUCGACCCACGAGAAAAGGGGAGCGACGGCGACGAACUCACAAAGGAGAACUGCGUGCUUGACCUGUCCGAGAAUGCUUACAUCGCCCCUGACCGAAAGACAGUCACGCUUGCGUGUGGUUGCAACCCGGACAUGGCCCUGUGCAACAGGUGCAGUGCAACAACAAGCUCGUUCGCUUGCGACUGCAGAAAUCGUUGCACCCUACGGCGGGCGGCGCCGGCACCCGUGCGUGCAGGGGGGAGGUCUGCGUCACGGCCUACGGUGGGUGCUUCUCAAACUAGGCGGGUAGAGGGUACCUCCCGACCCCAACCACCCAUCGAGAGUCGACCACGGCCAUCCUACAGUGCUGCCAAUGCCAUGGCACUCUUUGCCGCCUCUAUGAGGCAGCAGGAAUCGCAUGGAGCGGAACAGAACGACGUGGAGGCGGGGACCCCCGAGUAGCCUGCGAGCAAGGACGUUUCCGCCGGCGAGGCCGCGGAAUCUAAGAGCGCAGAGUUAAGAGGACCCCGAGUCGGACGAGAACGGCGACGGUUUGGUCGGUGCACUCGACGAUUUGAUCAAGUUGGAUUCGAGCGAAUCUGACUCCAGCCAUGGGGAACCUGACGGGGUGAGCGAGAAGUGCGUCGACUUCAACUAGAGUGACGGAGACACAGAUGAUGGUGUUGCGGAUCUCGUAACCGACGCCUGGAACUGAGAUCUGGCUACUU